This is a messenger RNA of Cololabis saira (Pacific saury), 846 nucleotides long. It is a transcript of the gene noxred1, whose product is annotated as NADP-dependent oxidoreductase domain containing 1. The record is from RefSeq and is a predicted model, not a curated record. Lineage: Eukaryota; Metazoa; Chordata; Actinopteri; Beloniformes; Belonidae. Gene Ontology annotation, molecular function: pyrroline-5-carboxylate reductase activity. Gene Ontology annotation, biological process: L-proline biosynthetic process.
AUGAAUCGUAUUCAGAGCAUCAGACCGUCACAUAUUAAAAUUUCUACGAGAAAACCAGAAUCAGCAGACGAAUAUGUGCCGACAGAAGUUGAGUGUUUCUUCGACAAUCGCAGACUGGUAGCUUGGGCAGACGUUCUGUUCCUCUGCUGUUUGUUCUCUCAUCUCCCCAAAGUCUGUGCUGACCUUUGUUCUCAUCUGUCAAAGCACUGCCUCGUGUACAGUUUCAUCUCCGCUGUGCCUGUGAACAGAUUAGUUUCACUUCUACGACACGAUUUUAUUCUCAAACCUCAGUACGAAGUUGUUGCUUGUGAUGCAGCAGAUGUGUGGCUGUCCUGUCCUCACUUGACCACAGCAUUGACAGAUGCAUCGCUGGUAGAAGCUGCAUGCCCUCUUUCUACCAAAGUAUCAUGUGGCAUCACUCUAAGUCUGAACUGGAUGUGUGCAGUGCUGUACAGCGUGUUGAACAUCUGUACCUCUGCUGGUCUGGGAUCCGGGGAAACGCUCUCCCUGAUGAACAACAUGUUUAAAGACUCAUGUCCAAAUAAGCUGCAGUUAAAUGCACAGAGUUUCAUCAGUUCAUCUCAUGCAGCUAUUUUUACCCCAGAUAAGCCAUUUUCUUGGAUUUCACUCACUGAUGCCCAAACCAAGGAGACACCCCUGCUACGGUUUCUAUCAAGCAGCAAAUCUUUGCAACAGUUUUCAAAUCCCAGCUUGAGAGACCAAUAAACUGGUGCUGUUGCAUCCUAAUUCAGAGUCCAUAACUGUCUUACACCUACACUGAUAAGCCAUAACUUUAAAAACAACUGACAGGUAACGUGAGUAACUCUCCAGAAAACAUUUCAAUGU